AUGGCCGCUGCAUUCGACGAGGAAGACCUCGCUAUUCCCCUCCCCUCCGACCGUGAUCGUCCGCGUGAACGUGCGAGACCUCCCGCCUCCAACCCCUCCGCCAUGGCAAUGCCCGCGCCCUCGAGGCCGACCAGCAAGAUCGAGGACCCAUUGCAGUCACCGUCGACUACCCGAGAUAUGCAACGCCUCGACCAGUACCAGACUAUACGGGUCUUGGGCGAGGGUUCCUUUGGCAAGGUGAAGCUUGCUAUCCACCAGCCAACUGGACGUCAAGUUGCUCUGAAGAUCAUCUCCCGACGCAAACUACUCUCCAGAGAUAUGGUUGGGCGCGUGGAGCGAGAAAUCCAGUACUUGCAAUUGCUACGACAUCCACACAUCAUCAAAUUGUAUACGGUGAUUGCGACCAAGACCGAUAUUGUGAUGGUGCUGGAGUACGCAGAGCGAGAGUUGUUCGAUUAUCUCGUGAGGAAGGGAAGAUGCGGCGACGAUGAAGCCCGGAAAUUCUUCCAGCAAAUCAUCUGUGCUGUGGAAUACUGCCACCGACACAAGAUUGUACACCGUGACUUGAAGCCUGAGAACCUGCUCAUCGACAACCAGAAGAACGUUAAGAUUGCGGAUUUCGGUUUGAGUAAUAUUAUGACGGAUGGCAACUUCCUGAAGACCAGCUGCGGUAGCCCGAACUACGCUGCGCCAGAGGUCAUCUCCGGAAAGCUCUAUGCUGGUCCUGAGGUCGAUGUGUGGAGUUGUGGUGUCAUUCUGUAUGUGUUGUUGGUGGGCCGCUUGCCUUUCGAUGAUGACUAUAUUCCAGCCCUUUUCAAGAAGAUUGCAGCGGGCACCUUCCACAUACCUGGAUAUGUUUCAUCCGGGGCAGCUCGUUUGAUCCGGGCAAUGCUCCAAGUUCACCCCGUCCACCGCAUUACAAUCCCUGAGAUCAGAGAAGACCCAUGGUUUAAGAAGAAUCUCCCCAAGUACCUAGAACCACCACGAGAGGAAUUCAUCGCCCCGGGGGUGGACCCGAAGAAGGUUGAUUCUGCAAGGCUUGACAUAGCAAAGCCUAUAUCGGUUCAAAGCAAAAUCCAUCGAAUUGCAGUUUCCAAGCUCGAACGAAGCAUGGGAUAUGGCCGAGAAGAUAUCGAAGAGGCAUUGAGACAAGCUGAACCCAGCGCGAUCAAGGAUGCGUUCUCCAUCGUUGUUGAGAAUGAGAUGAUGCAAACUAAUUCACCCUCGGAUGUUAAUUUGUUAGCUCAAAAUGCCCAGAAAGGAGCUGCGCCUUCAUCUGCGGAUCGGACUCCUGCGCCUCGUCAUCAAGGGACCCCGGCCGCCCCCACCAUGGACAGGACCGCUAGUGCAUCGCGCCGUAGGGCCUCGGAAGAUCCACAGCAAUCAGACGAGGACGAACUCCGCGUUAGCCACGUCCGAAUCCUCCCUACUAGCUUGCCGUACGUUCACGACCAACUCAUGGAACAACGUGAUCGAGAUAAAAGAGCUCGCAACCAAAUGCUCGAGCAGCGUCGCCAAGAGGCCAUCAAGCUUGACCCAGAGGGACAGGGAUCUGCCUAUCGGGACAUGUCUCCCGAAGAACAGGCUGCCACAGCCCGUGCAUUGAAGCCCCACUCACGCAGUGUCGUCGACUUGGACAAGUUGCGAUUCGAGCCGCCAACCGGUCAACCCCUAGAAAAACAGCCCAAACGGAGCCGUAAAUGGCAGUUUGGUAUUCGGUCCCGAAACCAGCCAUAUGAGGCCAUGCUGUAUCUGUACCGGGCAAUUGCUGCCCAGGGUGGAUUGUGGGAUAUUCAACCCGUGGAAUCAGGCACCAAUAUUGGUCCCGAUGCGACCCCCUCCCCUGAUAAGCCCAAACCCUUGCAGAGCAAAUACCCCGACCUCCCAUCCGACUACUACAUUCCCAAGGACCCAUGGUUUAUCCGUGCACGCCUGCUGAAAGAAGGCAUCAACCCUCCUGGAGACACCACCAGUGCUUACAGUAGCCGCAGUGACCUCGAGGAACUGCGCCGCCGUUUCAACAUCUCGGGAAUCUCUGCCCCAACGGAAGACCGAAGCAGAGAACCCCAGUCCUCCGUCCCCGAGAGCGCUAGUGCGGCCUCCUCAGUCAAUGUACCAAGCGGACUCCAGAAGAUCACCUACGGUGUCUGGGUCUUCCUCGACAUACAGCUCUACCAACUCGAAGAGAACAACUACAUGGUCGACUUCAAAUGCGAUGGCUACCAGAACGUGAUCCGCGCUCAUGGCGAAACCGAAUGGCAUCCCAUCAGCAGACGCCUCAAGAACAAGGAGAAGGAGGUGACCAGUCCUUACCCCUUCCUCGAUGUGGCGUCUGAUCUCGUCGCCCAGCUGGCUGUGGCAAGCUAG
Molecule: messenger RNA, 2367 nt
Organism: Penicillium roqueforti
Lineage: Eukaryota; Fungi; Ascomycota; Eurotiomycetes; Eurotiales; Aspergillaceae
Product: SNF1 family serine/threonine-protein kinase
Exons: 4
Coding region: 1-2367 (788 amino acids)
Biological process (GO): intracellular signal transduction; protein phosphorylation
Cellular component (GO): cytoplasm
Molecular function (GO): ATP binding; protein serine/threonine kinase activity
Source: RefSeq, a predicted model, not a curated record